Messenger RNA from Cheilinus undulatus (humphead wrasse), 2843 nucleotides. Its product is annotated as rho-related GTP-binding protein Rho6-like. Lineage: Eukaryota; Metazoa; Chordata; Actinopteri; Labriformes; Labridae. The transcript has 5 exons. Gene Ontology annotation, biological process: small GTPase-mediated signal transduction. The coding region runs from base 166 to 864 and encodes 232 amino acids. Gene Ontology annotation, molecular function: GTP binding; GTPase activity. The record is from RefSeq and is a predicted model, not a curated record.
UAUAAAGUUCCGCAGUGCUCCUCUCAUGGAUCGCUGCUCUGCUUCACUCAUCACUCACACCGAGCAGACACACAGCCGGGAAACCGAGAGGAUAUACGAAACUUCAUCGACACAAUUCCUGCUCCUUGUCUGUGUUUGGCAUUUGGUUUGGGUGAUUUAUUCAUCAUGAAGGAAAGGAGACUCACGCAGCCGUUUGUCGCGAGGUGUAAACUCGUGCUGGUUGGAGACGUUCAAUGCGGUAAAACAGCGAUGUUACAAGUCCUGGCCAAGGACUGCUAUCCAGAGACUUAUGUCCCUACUGUGUUUGAGAACUACACAGCCUGUCUGGAGCUUGAAGAUCAGCGUGUUGAGCUCAGCCUUUGGGACACAUCAGGUUCUCCGUACUACGACAAUGUGAGGCCCCUCUGCUACAGUGACUCGGAUGCUGUGCUCUUAUGCUUCGACAUCAGCCGACCAGACAUAGUAGAGGAAGCACUGAAGAAGUGGAAAGCAGAGAUCCAGGACUUCUGUCCCAGCACACGGAUCCUACUAAUAGGCUGCAAGACAGACCUGCGCACAGAUGUUUGCACACGCAUGGAGCUGUCCAAUCAGAAACAGGCACCCAUCUCCCAUGAGCAGGGUUCGUCCCUGGCCAAGCAGCUUGGCGCAGAGACAUACCUGGAGUGCUCUGCCUUCACAUCAGAGAAGAGCAUCCACAGCGUUUUCCGCACCGCAGCUCAGGCCUGCAUGAACAAACUCCAGCCUGCCAGCAAGCCCAGCCCGGUCCGCCGCCUUUCCAAGAGACUCCUACACCUGCCAAGCAAGACGGAGCUCCUCUCCUCCACCUUCAGCAAGGACAAGUCCAAGAGCUGCUCCAUUAUGUGAACACUGCUGCGAUUGAGCUCAAAGUAAAACAAAAAAGGAAGUAAAGACAAGCAGACUGAUGAUGGUUGAGCCACUUGUGCAAAGGCAAGAAUCCGAUUCUCCUUUGCAUACUCCCCAAAACUCCCCAUGAACCACCAAGAAAGACAUUUUCUAAAUAACUAACCCUGACUCUGAACUUUCCAUCCUUAUCACCAGCUCACAUGGUGCAGGGACUGAAUGGACACAGCUUUACGCUGAAAUAUUCCCUAUCAGUUAAACACACCUCUAUAAACAGCAGAACUGGCACUUUAUGGUAUGGAUUUCUCUCGUAAAGGUCCCUGUGUGUGAAGCGAGGCCAGUAUCUAAUCUAUAGUGCACGGGAAAGUGGUUGUAAAGGCUGCAUUUGACUGCAUUACCCAUGAGACCCAUUUGAAAUUCUUAUAGCAGUGCCCUCUCCCUUCCAUCUCUUUAAGUGAAUGUCUCCUUAAGGUCACGAUACACGCCGAGAUGAAAUGUAAAAUCUGACAAUGCAGCUUGGUGAAAUUCAAAACAGAGUCCCUUGAAGAUAUUACCCCUCCCUGACCCCUCGCAGUGUCUCGUUCGGAAAUUAAAGCUGGCAGAGGAGAGAAGGGAGGAGAGGGGAAGGAGGGAUUUGGCAAGUGGGAGCAUUCAUUUGCAAAGACAGUGGGAGGACGAAACCGAGGGCGCAUCUGAAGGAGCGCAAUGUGACUCAGCACUCACAUGAGUGAGUCUGGGGUGGACAUGUUGUGACAAAAACAAACACAAAAGCCUGGGCCAUGCAAAGACUUUCUUAGCAUGUUUAUGACAGAUUCAGCACCCAUCACUACAGCAGUUUCAACUUUUUCAUGUUAUAAACCCUGAACAAGACGGCUUGAUUAAUCAAAGAUGCAUAAACUCACUGUUUAAACAGCUUUAAAAAGUAAAAUGAAGAUUUCUUUCCAAACCAAUUCAACUGGGAUGAUUUUUUUAUGAACCAGAAAGAGCUAAAAAUAUUUGUUUUAAGAUCCUUUGCGUCAUGAUUAUGUAAAGGAAAAUAAUCCUCAUAUUUUUACUGUUAAUGAGGCAUCACUUUUUUCCAGCUUUUCUAUUUGUUAAUAAUGACUGCUGCCAUUUCCAGCCUGAAUUGCUGCAUUAACUCCACUAAGAUGAAGGUUUAAGGGAUAAAUUGAAUCACAAAAACAGGCUGGUCCUGUCUAGAGAGUGUUUUCUUCUUCUUUUAUGCUUUAAAAAUGUCUUUAUUUCAUUUUUUUGCAUUUUUUGGAUGUUUCUACUUGUGGAUGUUGGUGUUUAUUUGACUAGCUGUUGUUCUUGUAAUCACUCGAGUCUUCUGGCAUUAGCAGCUGUUGACAGCUCGGCUAAUGGAAGACUUGAUGAUUAGUGGGUCUGCACCGAGGAGCCCUGAGUCUUCUGGAUGUACAGAACACUGGAAUUUAAUGUGUUGCCUAGCAACAGUGUGAGAAAGAAGGGGGGCUGAGGUUCAUGCCUAAAAGAGAGAGGGUAGACACGCCUCACCUUUUUUGUAGCGACACUGCAAAGGUGACGGACCGGACGUGCCAGUGAGCAGAGGACUGCUCCUGAUCUCUGUGUGAUUUUUAAAGCCCCCCCUGGUAGCAGCCACCAGUGGGUUUCUGAAAACAGCAUGCAAACUAAAACAUGCCUCUGUAGCUCUGCUUCAAUUGUUAUUUUUUACUCUUCAUUCCUGUCUGGUGCAUUGUGCUUUUCUAAACAAGCUUAUUCUGGUUCAAUAAGCAGCUGUCACUUCAGUUUCUUAUGCUCUGUUUUUGACAGUUUCUUCUUUUUGUACAUAUCUUUUCAUAAAACUGUUCAGCUGAAAGAAAGAAAAGAGAAUGUUACUGAAGCAAAAACACAAAUCCUGUGUAGGGUUCCUUUAUGGCUUAAAAUAUGUGAAUUCUGUAUUUGUUAUUGUCAUACACUACUUUCUUUUAACCUUUUAUUUAAAUAAAUAUGUCUGAAAUGUA